AUUGGAAAGUAUCUCUGAAGGUCAUAAGCUUUUGCACCAGAUGAUCUCGGGGAGAGUCUCCUCCCAAAGAUUAGUGCCACAGCGGUAUGGAUACGAAACAUAGUAUUUUGAUUUUGGUAAAGCUCGAGCUGUGACGAUGUAUGUAAAGCCAUCAAGGUGGCAUCACCAAUGCAUUGUCUGUUAAGCAGCAGCGACUUGGGCAAUUGUGGGGUAAGCAGGAGUUUGGAGAUAUUAGAUAUUCACAGCGCCUGGUCUCAUUCGAGCCUUGUGUUUUCGGGAAAGGGGUUGAAAAAUCCUGUCAUAAAUAGUCGGUUAUCUAGAGUCGGUUUUCAGCAUUGUCUUCAGCCAUUGCUAUUAACCAUUGCCAUCAACCAUUGCCAUCAAAUAUUGCCAUCAACCAUUGCUAUUAACCAUUGCCAUCAACCAUUGCUAUCAGCCAUUGCCAUCAAAUAUCGCCAUUCUUUUGAUAACGUUAUUCAACAGUGUACUGUGAUCGAUCAAGAAAAACCCCACUUUUCUAAAGACACAGCUAGUGCCUAUCGAUGUAUCGACAAUGCCCCGAUUUCAUGCACUGCGCCAUUUCAGUUCACCGGACCCCAGUUUCACAUAUACAACGAAUAUCAUUUCAAAUGGAAGUAUUGUUCUAAAUCUAACCAAACAGUGUCCUACGGGGCAGUGCAAGCAAUCCCGCGUUUUAAUACCGCAACACGGAUUAGACGUUCUACCGGAUAUUGCACCAUGGCUGGGGCGGAGGCGGGAAGUUUUGGACAACACACCAUCCCUUUAGGAUGAUUUUCAACAAACAUCGGGUUAGAUGUCGACUACCAAUUGCUCCUGCUAAUAUAUAGUUACUUCUCAAAUGGCUAAUUUCCUGGCCAACCUUUUUUAUUUUGUCGUGCACAUAUGCGGCCUGCAGCCAUAGAAAGCAAGCUUUUAGCGUCUUGGCUAUGCGUCCGCUGACACCAAAGAUGAAAUUCGUCCACAGAACGCCAUCGUCACGAAAUGGGCUUUGCAUCACGCAUCUACAUCUCUAAGAUUAGAUAGACCGCCAUGACGUCAUGGCGUUAUGUACGUUAUUGUCGAC
Babjeviella inositovora NRRL Y-12698 is the source of this 1084-nucleotide messenger RNA. RefSeq lists its product as uncharacterized. The record is from RefSeq and is a predicted model, not a curated record. Bases 169 to 792 code for a protein of 207 amino acids. The transcript has a single exon. Lineage: Eukaryota; Fungi; Ascomycota; Pichiomycetes; Serinales.